UUUCAACUUCUUCUUCCCUUCUCUCUCAUAAUUAAAUAUAUAAAAAUAUUCUUUACAAGUUUUCUGUUCUGCUUUAAUGGCUCGACAAAUCUCUUUUAUUCAUCUGUUCUCUAUUUUUAUUGUUCUUUCUUUCACAUCAGGUAAUAUUGGCGAUCUGCUCUUAAAGGGGUCUCUCUAAAUCUUAAGCUUCAUUCAGUUAACGGGUGUUAUUGAUCUCCUUCUUCUAUUUGCAGGUGUUGUUUCAACUACCUACACAAUAACAAAUAAGUGUAACCAUACGGUAUGGCCAGGCAUUCUCUCAAACGCUGAUGCGCCAGCGCUCUCCACCACCGGUUUCGAACUCCAAAAGGGUGAGACCAAGACCAUCUCCGCACCUACUUCAUGGGGUGGCCGCAUGUGGGGUCGAACCUUUUGCUCUGAAGACUCCACUGGAAAGUUCUCUUGCUUAACGGGUGAUUGCGGCUCUGGUAAGCUAGAAUGUUCAGGUGGCGGAGCUGCUCCUCCGGCUACACUGGCGGAGUUCAAGCUCGACGGCUAUGGUGGGAUGGAUUACUUCGAUGUGAGUCUUGUACAUGGGUAUAAUCUCCCUCUGCUGGUCGUGCCUCAGGGUGGCUCCGGGCCGAAUUGUUCAAGCACCGGCUGCGUGUUGGACUUGAACGGCUCGUGUCCUUCGGAGCUCAAGGUUACGAACUCCGCCGGCGACGGCGUAGCUUGCAAAAGCUCGUGUGAAGCUUUCAGGCAACCACAAUAUUGUUGCACUGGCGCGUAUUCUACACCCGACACUUGCAAGCCGUCCUCUUACUCUGAGAUGUUCAAGAGCGCGUGUCCACACGCCUACAGCCACGCGUACGAUGACCGGACAAGUACCUUCAAAUGUACCUCGGCAAAUUACAUUAUCACCUUCUGCCCAAGCCAAACCACUAGUCACAUAUGGGCUCGCAGGGAACUGCAUCGGAAAGAAAGAUUCUCUCCGCCGGACGGCCAUUGAAAGGGGUGCUCUCCAACGCCUUUAGCAAUCUACGGCAUUCCUGGAUGGAAAAAAAAAAAAGAAAAUAAAAGAAUUUUCGCUAUCCACUUGUAAAUGCGUACUUAGUCAUAUUUAAAGAAAUAUAUAUUUCGUAGUAUUAAUAAUAUUGUAAUUUUAAUACAUUUCAGGUUCAUUUAAUGAUAAAAUAUUAAUUAUAUA
This is a messenger RNA of Hevea brasiliensis (rubber tree), 1186 nucleotides long. Its product is annotated as thaumatin-like protein 1. Gene Ontology annotation, cellular component: extracellular region. Bases 395 to 988 code for a protein of 197 amino acids. NCBI's taxonomy places the organism in Eukaryota, Viridiplantae, Streptophyta, Magnoliopsida, Malpighiales, Euphorbiaceae. Gene Ontology annotation, biological process: defense response. The record is from RefSeq and is a predicted model, not a curated record. The transcript is spliced from 2 exons.